Oxyura jamaicensis (ruddy duck) is the source of this 2202-nucleotide messenger RNA. RefSeq names its product centrosomal protein 57 like 1 (gene CEP57L1). Bases 510 to 1922 code for a protein of 470 amino acids. Gene Ontology annotation, cellular component: centrosome. Gene Ontology annotation, molecular function: microtubule binding; gamma-tubulin binding; identical protein binding. The record is from RefSeq and is a predicted model, not a curated record. Lineage: Eukaryota; Metazoa; Chordata; Aves; Anseriformes; Anatidae. The transcript has 11 exons.
GCUCCACCUGCUGAACUAAAAGCUAUUUUCUUCCCUCUCUCCUAAAUAGCAAUCCCCCCCCUCCCCCCCUUUGUGUUGCUAAGCUUGACCAGGAUUUCUCAAAUUUUCUGGCACUUUAUUCUCUCCCUCUCUUAUUUAUUUGCUUCGGAUCAUUGCCCUUCCUACAACCGUCUGCAUACCCAUCUCCUUGGAAACAGCAGGACUUGUUUAUGUGAAGGCAAUAAGGAAACUAAUUGAUUUGUAGCAGCUGCAGACAUGCAAGAAAGCAGGGUUCCUUCCACUGCAGGAUGGUAACUCAUGAAAAAGCGAGCCUCCAGUUGUGCUAAUUGCUGAAGGUUUAGAUGACAUGGGCAAAAACGACCUUACACUUCAGUUUCCAAAUUGUGUUCCACUUAACAGCAGCGGCAGGAAGUUUGGUGUGCGUGUAUGUGUAUUUUUAAGGACCAUUUUUUUGUUAGUCCUUCUUGUCAUCAGUGUGUAAGAGUUGAGAAGCAACAGGAAAACAGGCUAUGGAUUCAGAAUCUAAGGACAGCUUCAUAGGAAGCUUUCUUCAGCCACCAGAUAAAAUGAUUCCUGCAUCCUUUGCUUAUACAGAAUCAAAGAAGUUGGCAGCUGUUGGAGUUGACGGGCCUUCUAUCUCCAAUAACCAAGCUGUGGUGGCAGCCCUGAGAACUCUUCAAGAAAAGAUCCACUGUCUAGAGCUGGAGAAGUCACAAGCUGAAGAUAAUCUGUGCAGCCUCUCCAUAGCAGCUGCUCAGUAUAAGAAGGCCUUAGAGCAUGAAUCCUACAAAAAAGACAUAACACAUCAAGAACUGAUGCAACAGAGGAAAGAUUUAAGUGUGCAGUUAAAUGCAGCACAAUCCCGCUGCUCCCUGCUGGAGAAACAGCUGGAUUACAUGAGGAAAAUGGUUUCCAGUGUGGAACUGGAAAAGAAAAUGGUUUUAGAACAACAGACCCAGCUUCAGAAAGAUCAGAACCAGGUAGAACUGCAUGCCAAACUUGAAAAACUUGAAAUACUAGAAAAAGAGUGUCUUAAACUUUCUGCUACUCAAAGAAUUGCAGAGGACAAAAUCAAACACUUAGAAGAAAAGCUUUCUAAAGAAGAGCAUCAGCACAAGCUACUACAAGACAAAGCUACUCAGCUUCAAAAAGAAUUUGAGAUAAGCAGAAUUUUGAUGUCUUCACUAUCAUCUGAAAAUGAAUGUAAAAAGAAAAACAGGAAGAAAAAUAAACCUAAGAAGCAGAAAAAUGCUACAAUGAAGAAAACGUGCCCUUCGCAAUUUCACGUAAAGGCGGGUGUACUACCUUUUGUAGCUGGAAAGUCUGUCAGCUCCAGCCAUUCUGUUAGUGCAAAUGUGCAAAGUGUGUUGCAUAUUAUGAAGCAUCGCUGUCCACGUAUCACAUCACGAAGACAAGAUGGAGCUACAUCUGGGAUUUCAGGACAAACUGCUCUUUCAAAACCUGUAUUGUCUUGUUCUACAUCAUCUACUGUCACUGGAAGUCUUUCUGACCUUCUCUUGGCCAUACAAGAUGAGAUGAGCCAAAUGAGCUUUGAACAUCAAGAACUUCUGAAGCAGAUACAGGAAACUCAGGACUCCAAAGUUCAUGAAGAUCUAGAACAGAAACUGAGUUGCCUUGUAAAACAAAUGAACAUUAAAGAAGAACAAAUAUCCAAGCUGAAGAAACACCAGACUAGCGUGCAGAAAUUAAAGCGAAAGACUCAGAAAUUGAAACAAGAGGCAGCUCAUGUCAAACUAAAAUAUGGUAACCAAAAGGAAGCAAAGGAGAUUACAGUCACUGUAAGGCCAAGUAUGUCCAAAUCUCGUGCUGGACAGAAAAGUAGCAGGUCCCUUGAGCUGCUAAAAAAUGUGCAGAAGCUUCAGUUGACACUGAAAGAAGAUGAUAUUAUGUGGGAACAGUAGUUCUAAAGUUUACUGUGUUAGAAGUUUUGAAGUUGUCUGACAGCUAGUGAAUUUUAAAUUUCACAAAGUAGCUUUUCAAAAUAAAAUAGAUAUAGCAAUUCACAUUCUAAACUAUCUAACAACUAGUAGGCCAGUUUGUUCUCCUCAGAAUUAACUUUCAUGUAACGUAGCUAUAAUUCCACUACACUGAAUUGUAAUAAAGUAUUUUAAUGGAUUGAUGAAAUGCUUACGCAUUAACUUGUCAAAUAAAACUUAAUACUCUUCUUAAACUUAAAAUAAU